Molecule: messenger RNA, 2391 nt
Organism: Spodoptera litura
Lineage: Eukaryota; Metazoa; Arthropoda; Insecta; Lepidoptera; Noctuidae
Source: RefSeq, a predicted model, not a curated record
GCGGUUUCAUUCGACGGUUGGAAGCCGCGGCUAUCAGUGAUCCCAAACUUUCUGACAGUUUACUGUGAAGUUUAAGUUCAAGGACUUGUAAUUGUGUAUUACAGGUGAGGGCGUCCAUUUCCCAGACUCGUGCGCAGGCAGUGGGCGGGCGCCGACCGCGGACUCAGUUAGAGACAGGCAUCGACGCCGCUCGCACGAAUCUGAACGCCGCACAAGCGCUGAACGAACGACUGAAAGAUGGCCACCGGCCCGAAGAUAGUGCACAAGCAGUUCAACUCGCCCAUCGGGCUCUACUCCCAGCAGAACAUCAAGGAGACGCUCACCAAGCACAUGCAGAACCUUGGCAAUGGCACCGUCGGGAUUGACUUCAACGACCCGAUCACAGACAAGCCCGCGAACUUGGCAAACUCUGCCGUUUUGCGCAUGCUUGAAGAAGAAGAACGCAAUCGUAGAGGAGGACGCCCUAACUUAGACCCAAGCCAAGUGUGGGCUAUCAAGAAGAACAUGGUUCACAUGAGCCAUCCGUUUGACAACUACUGGCCUCCUGAUAGAUCGAGGAUGCGAUCAGCUCGAAGCUGGGACGGUCAGCUCAACGCCACCGGGAAUGUAUAUUCAGAGUUCUUGAAGGCCACUAAAGGCCAGAAGAAAGUAGUGUGGCCACCUGUGCCCGAAACGAACGGAUAUCAUCAAACACCACAGCAACAGUCACCUGCGUUCUACAACAACGCGCAGCAAUCCCCAGCUUCUCCACAGCCUCAGUACCAGCCCCAACAACAACCACAGUACCAACAACAACCACAAUACCAACAACAGCCCCAAUAUCAGCAACCCCAAUAUCAGCAACCCCAAUACCAACAACCCCAGUAUCAGCAACCCCAGUACCAACAACCCCAAUCCCAGUACCAACCUCAACCCCAGUAUCAACAACCCCAAUACCAACAACAGCCUCAGUACCAACAGCAAGCUCCCGAAUCGGAUCCUUCGUUCUGUGAAGGCCGACGACAGGAAGCCACAGGGCUGAGUAAGCUGAUUCCCGUCGGUCCAGGCGUUACCGCAUCCCCUGCUUCCUACCGGCCAGGCCCACCGUCACCAGGCGUCGCGCAGCCCUAUCGCCCCGGACAAAGCCGCUGGGCACCAGUACCAGCCCCUCUUUCCCCUCAGACUCAAGGAUCGCAGCCGGGGUACCCGUCGCAGCCACAGUUAUCGCCGAGCCAGUACUCGCCACAGCCUCAGUACUCCUCCGUCAGUCCGUCGUACUCGGAGCCCCAGUACCAGGCUCCACAGAAGAACUACGAGCCCCCACCAGCGACGAUCACUCUUCGUCAACAACAACCAGUCCACCAGAAACCUCCUCCGGUUUUCCCUAGUCAACCCGCCACAGCUUCUUAUCAAGGAGGCUCCAACAUGCGUGGGGAUCAGAAGUGGCCACCACAGUCCGUGAAGGAGGCAGUAGCCGCUGAGAAUGAAGCCAGAAGACAGCUGGCAAGGGGACCUGCUUGCAGACCUCGCAAGGUAAAGAAGGACUAUGGUUCUUUCUUCGCGCAGCACGCCCUGAACAACAACUACCCAGGGUACCGCGCGCCACCCGGCACACAACACUAUGAGGACCACUCCGGCCGAUCUUCAUACUAAAUUAGAUCUUAGUACUAACUACAUCCCUCAUGAAAUGAAUAUUAGUCUGACAUCAGUCUUCAACUGUGAAUUUUCACAUGAGAAUUUGUUGACGUCACUCAUGCCCGAGUCUAGUGUCUACUCGCCCUUAAUUAAAGACAGCAUUUUGUAACGUCAACAAAAGUAGAUAUCAUCUCAUCAAAGUAAACAUCAAUCAAUUUAAUUGAUUCGCUAAAAGCGGAAACGCCGGGAUUUCGAGUACUUGUAUAGACUUUAGGUAUUAAAGUCUUGUCGCAUGUACGAAUUGGAUUUUAAUCAGUACUUAAUUGUAGGAUUAAUUUAUUUUAACCAUUAUAUAGUAUGUAAGUAAAAUAUACUCAUAAAAAAUAUAAAAGUAACAUUAUCAUGUUCACAAAUCGCCUAAAAAUUGUCUCAUUUUCUUUCAUCCUCAUUGUUUUCUAAAGUGCGGCUUUAUACAUUGCGAACGUACCCGAAGUUGCUUAACAAUGUAACUGUAAAUAAUGCUCAACUACCAAUGCUAUAAACAGAUUUUUAAACUCGAGUUAAUUUAUAAAAACUUGAUGCAGUUAAGCCCAGAAUGUGUUUAUAAUAUUGGAUAUUUAUAAAUUGAAUGCUUCCGCCAACGUAAACAUUAACAAUUGGCUAAGCUUAUUGUACCUACCUAGUCAUGAAGAGAUUAUACGAAUAUUUUGUAUAUAAAAAGUUAUCUAAAUGGCCUUAUUGAUUUGGUAUAUCAUUAUGUAAUUAUAUUUUAAAUUA